AAUUCUUUUGGUUUCUGUUAAAACUUAAAAGCCACUAAGAAUUAGGUUUACAAGACUUUCUGCAUCUGAUUUCUCCUUAUCUCCCUCGCUCCAGAUCCCGCUUCUUUAAUCGGAAUCCGAUCUUCCGGCCAACGCCGGAGAAUAGCUGUUGCGGUUUCCCCAUAUUUACGCCUGAGUUUCUCCUAACGAGAAAGCAAGUGCAAUAUAUAAUCGGGAUCCUCCGAUUUCUUGUAUCCCGGUGCUUUUAGCGCGUACUAGAAUCAGUUUGCAUUAUUUCCCCAAAAAUCCACCGCCAUGGCGACUGCAUCAGUGGCAUUCAAAUCAAGGGAGGAUCAUAGGAAGCAGAUGGAAUUGGAGGAAGCACGGAAAGCUGGGCUUGCACCAGCUGAGGUGGAUGAGGAUGGAAAGGAGAUAAAUCCACAUAUUCCUCAGUAUAUGUCAUCAGCUCCGUGGUAUCUGAAUGCUGAGAGACCCAGUUUGAAACAUCAAAGGAAAUGGAAGUCAGAUCCGAAUUACACAAAAUCGUGGUAUGAUAGAGGUGCGAAGAUAUUUCAGGCAGAUAAAUACAGGAAGGGAGCAUGUGAGAACUGUGGUGCAAUGACACAUAAUGCAAAGUCAUGCAUGGAGAGGCCUCGCAAGAAAGGAGCAAAAUGGACCAGCAUGCACAUAGCACCUGAUGAAAAGAUAGAGACGUUUGAGCUGGAUUAUGAUGGGAAGCGAGACAGAUGGAAUGGUUAUGAUGCAGCUACUUAUGCCCGUGUUAUUGAGAGAUAUGAGGCAAGGGAUGAGGCUAGAAAGAAAUAUCUGAAAGAGCAGCAACUGAAAAAAUUGGAAGAGAAGAAUAGUAAGAAUAAUGGGGAGGAAGAGGUUAGUGAUCAAGAUGAUGAUGAAGAUGAUGAUGAAGAUGAUGAUGAAGAUGAAUUGAAGGUUGAUGAAGCCAAGGUGGAUGAGAGCAAGCAGAUGGACUUUGCUAAGGUUGAGAAGCGUGUCCGCACUACAGGUGGUGGAAGCACUGGAACUGUUAGGAACUUGCGUAUUCGGGAAGAUACAGCAAAAUAUCUUCUGAAUCUUGAUGUCAAUUCGUCAUAUUAUGAUCCCAAAACUCGGUCCAUGCGUGAAGAUCCCCUUCCAGAUGCCGAUCCUAAUGAGAAGUUCUAUGAAGGUGAUAAUCAAUAUAGAAUGAGUGGCCAAGCUUUGGAGUUCAAGCAACUCAAUAUUCAUGCCUGGGAAGCAUUUGACAAAGGGCAAGAUAUCCACAUGCAAGCUGCUCCAUCUCAGGCUGAAUUGCUGUUUAAGAACUAUAAGGUCAUUAAGGAGAAACUGAAAUCAAAGACAAAAGACACCAUUAUGGAGAAGUAUGGCAAUGCAGCUACUGAUGAAGAGCUUCCAAUGGAGCUUUUGUUGGGACAGAGUGAGAGGCAAGUGGAAUAUGAUCGUGCUGGCAGACUAAUAAAGGGAAUGGAAACAUCUCUCCCCAAAAGCAAGUAUGAAGAAGAUGUUUUCAUCAAUAACCACACAUGUGUUUGGGGUUCAUGGUGGAAGGAUCACCAAUGGGGCUACAAAUGCUGUAAGCAAACAAUUCGGAAUAGUUACUGUACUGGUGCUGCAGGAAUUGAGGCUGCUGAAGCUGCAACAGACUUAAUGAAAGCUAACAUUGCACGUAAAGCAGCCUCAGAAGAUACACCUGCGCCUGCAGAAGAGAAAAGGCUUGCCACUUGGGGAACAGAGGUGCCAGAUGACCUUGUUCUUGAUCAGAAAUUACUUGAUGAAGCACUUAAGAAGGAGGAUGAGAAGAGGAAGGAAGAAAAGGAUGAAAGGAAGCGCAAGUACAAUGUUAGAUGGAAUGAUGAGGUUACUGCUGAGGAGAUGGAGGCAUAUCGAAUGAAGAAAGUACAUUUUGAUGACCCCAUGAAAGAUUUCCUGAACUGAGCUAGAAGGUGAAGAAGUUUGAACUUUGUAGUUUGAUAAUUGUUGCUGUAUUUUUUUUUUUCUUUUAUGUAGAUAAGUGUUGGGCAGGUAACUAAAACAGUCAUUUUGUUGGAUAUGUACUAAUUGCAAUAUGUUUGCACUUCACAUUAAUGAAAAUCCUUUGUUUCC
This is a messenger RNA of Rubroshorea leprosula, 2097 nucleotides long. NCBI's taxonomy places the organism in Eukaryota, Viridiplantae, Streptophyta, Magnoliopsida, Malvales, Dipterocarpaceae. The record is from the annotation of a GenBank genome assembly.